AUGGGUCUAUCCAUCUCUCGGAUCUUCUCUGCCCUCUCAUUUUGGAGCAAAGGGAGUGAAGUGAGGAUAUUGAUGGUCGGAUUAGAUUCAGCAGGAAAGACGACGAUAUUGUACCGGUUGCAGAUCGGGGAAGUGGUUUCUACGAUACCGACAAUCGGAUUCAAUGUCGAGACUGUAACGUACAAGAAUAUAAACUUUCAAGUUUGGGAUCUAGGCGGUCAAUCAUCCAUCAGACCAUAUUGGAGAUGUUAUUAUGCCAACACACAGGCGAUUAUCUACGUGAUUGAUUCGUCUGAUCUGUCACGUCUGCCGACAUCUCGUUCAGAACUCUUGACCAUGUUGGCAGAGGAUGAACUCAAAAACGUCCCGGUGCUUGUCUUCGCAAAUAAACAGGAUAUAAAGGGUGCUUUGAGUCCUGCAGAGGUCUCGGAUAAACUCGGUCUGGCAGGUCAGGAAAAGGGUAGAGAGUGGAGUGUGAGAGGGAGUUGCGCGACGAAGGGAGAGGGUUUGGAAGAGGGAUUAGAUUGGUGA
This is a messenger RNA of Kockovaella imperatae, 531 nucleotides long. RefSeq names its product putative small monomeric GTPase. The record is from RefSeq and is a predicted model, not a curated record. The coding region runs from base 1 to 531 and encodes 176 amino acids. Gene Ontology annotation, biological process: vesicle-mediated transport; intracellular protein transport. The transcript is spliced from 4 exons. Gene Ontology annotation, molecular function: GTPase activity; GTP binding. Gene Ontology annotation, cellular component: Golgi apparatus; cytoplasm. NCBI's taxonomy places the organism in Eukaryota, Fungi, Basidiomycota, Tremellomycetes, Tremellales, Cuniculitremaceae.